ACUUCUCUCUUCCAUCUCUCCUCUCUCUGACUAUGAAAAUCAUGUCUUAUACCGUUGGAGUAAAAGGCUCUCCUGCAUUCUCCCCAUCGCGGACCCCACUUCUUACCAAAACCUCUUCUUCUUCUCCCAAAACAUCUCCCUCUUCUCUGUCUCCUUCUUCUUCUUUUCGCCUCCGAUUCUUGCAGAAGCAAGCCAGCAGCCUUAGCAGGAAAGAUGCUUCCAUCGUAGCUGUUGAUCCUUCUCAUUCUCCUCCUCCUCCACCUCCUCCUUCUAUGAGCUUGAAGCGAAAGAGGCCCACUCGGAUCAACAUCCCUGACCUCAAUUCCUUGAGCUUGACGCUGCCAAUCGCGUCGGAAGGCGUUAAAGAGGUGGAGAUCAAGGGUAAGCAGUUCUCUGUCUUCUGCAAGAAAGGGAUUAGGGAAGCAAUGGAAGAUCGGCACGCAGCCGUUGUUGAUCUACAUGACGAUCCCAAACAGGCAUUUUUCGGCGUCUUUGAUGGGCAUGGAGGUGUGAAAGCAGCUGAAUUUGCCGCAGAGAACAUGGGUAAGAAGAUAAUGGAUGAAGUGAUGAAAAGUGGGGGUGAUGGAAUCAAGGCUGCUAUUAGGAGUGCUUAUUUGGCUACAGACUCGGAGUUUUUGAAAGAGGGCACCAGGGGCGGUGCUUGCUGCGUAACUGCUCUGAUCAAGAACAGUGAUCUCAUCGUCUCCAAUGCUGGAGACUGUCGUGCUGUUUUGAGCAGAGGAGGGGUUGCAGAGUCCCUCACAGAUGAUCAUCGGCCUUCAAGGGAAGACGAACGUGAUAGAAUUGAGAACCUUGGUGGCUAUGUGGAUUGCUGCCGGGGUGUGUGGAGAUUACAGGGUUCCCUGGCUGUAUCCAGGGGGAUCGGAGAUUCCCAUCUUAAGCAAUGGGUUACAGCAGAGCCAGAGACGAAAAUCCUAAGAAUCAAACCUGAUUGCGAGUUCCUAAUCCUCGCCUCUGAUGGGCUAUGGGAUAAGGUUAGUAAUCAGGAGGCAGUAGACAUUGCUCGAUCUGGGUGCUUAAAAACUGACGAGGUAUCGAUGCUCUCCGCCUGUAAAAAUCUGGUUGAUUUGUCCGUAUUGCGAGGUUCCAUCGAUGAUGUCAGCGUUGUGAUAAUCCAAUUGGGCCACUUUAUUUGAAGGAGAAAACUCACAUCUAUUUUUAAAGCUUGCAUUGGUGGAGGCUAGCUACAACACUGUACAAUCAUGCUGAUAUAAUCGAUGGUGAGGAUGACAAUAAGAUGAUGAUGGUGGUGGCUGCUGUCCGUCAUUGUGACUAAGAAGGGCAGACUGUUUUUACGUUUUAUCGACCAUUCUUUUAUUGAUUAAUUUACCAUUCUUUUAUUGAUUAGUUCAUCUCUAAUGUAGAUAUAUUAACAGACUUAGAAAAGAGUCUCCCCUUCUUAUUUUUGUAUCUAAAACAUAUUUGCUAUUCAUUUCAUUUGUGGUAAGAAUUCAUUCAUUGAAUCUUUUCCCAUUGUGUGUCUUCGAAGUGUUGAUCAAGAUAUCCUAUGCUGGUGUGGGUCCCGGAUCUCAUCCUUACCAACGGGCAAUGGAAUAAAUCCCUGAUUAUUGGUCUAUGGAACUUGAGAUUGAGAUAUAGAAAUUGUUGAUAUUGAUCUUCCUAAUUGUUGAUAUUCAUCUUCCUAGUGUUGGUCUAUGGAACUUGAGAUUUGUGCUUCAGAAAUUGUUGAUAUGCAUCUUCCUAGUGUUGGUGUUGUCAGAGAUCCGAGACAGCGAUUCUUCAAUAAGCUGAAGUAAAUGAUUGAAAGCUCAGCUCUGAAAUAUGCAGACUCCUCUGGAAAUUGCCCUUUCUCCUGAAAUUAGAUAUUGUUUGUGGAAAUUAUUGCACAACGAGCUUUCAACAACUUUUUCCAGAUGGAAAGCUUUUCUUCCCAGCAAAUGCGACACAUGUAAUGCAAUUGCUCUCAAGAUGACUCGUCCACUUAUUUAUUAUCUGUAGAAGAUGUGGUUCUUCAACCACUGUGGUUGAAUAAACGUAUCCUAUACAAGUAGGUUGGUGGGAGCCACAGACGUAGCGCCGGUUCAUACCCAUUGUUGCCAAUUCAUGCCAGCCAAUCAGAGCCAAUUAAGUGUGAUCUGAAUAGAUUUGCGGGUAUAUUUGGAUAUCUUUGGGAUAUUAGAAGAUGAUUUUACAAUAAUACAGCUAGAGAACAUCCUAUGACAACACAUCUUCUACUAAGUGGUUGAUUGAAUAGCAAUAGUGUAGAAGUGAUUACUAGGACAAAUGACAGGAGUAUAAACAAGAAGGAUUAAAACGUGUUAAAUGGUUCUAGAUGGUGAGAGUAAGGCUAAAAGGAAUCCAUUAAAGCUAAAAGGAAUUCAGUAGAAAGAUUUGUCUCAUACCAACCCAAUCAAACCCAAUAUAUCUUUCAAUUAUCCGUCAUUUAUAUUUCUUAGUGUAACCACUAAGCCUCUCUACAAGUCCAUUACAUUUCUUAGUGUAAUCCUUUAAUUUUUGCCUGUUGCUUACAUUCCAUAGUGUAAUCCGUAGCGUUAAUCUAGUAGUUGAUAAUAUUGACCGUAAUUUGGGUCUAUGCUCAUACGUUGGAUUCAGUUUUCCAUCCAAGAAGGUGUUU
This is a messenger RNA of Magnolia sinica, 2617 nucleotides long. Its product is annotated as putative protein phosphatase 2C 53. Gene Ontology annotation, molecular function: cation binding; protein serine/threonine phosphatase activity. NCBI's taxonomy places the organism in Eukaryota, Viridiplantae, Streptophyta, Magnoliopsida, Magnoliales, Magnoliaceae. The transcript is spliced from 4 exons. The record is from RefSeq and is a predicted model, not a curated record. Bases 33 to 1157 code for a protein of 374 amino acids. Gene Ontology annotation, biological process: protein dephosphorylation.